AUGCAGAUCCUGCCGCUUUCCCUGCUUGUCAGUUUUCUGGCUCUGCAGGCCGUCGCCACCGAGUCCAUCAAUCAAUCCGGCACGCCUGAACCCGUAGAAGACGCAAAAGAUGGUUAUGAGAAGUUUAAAAGACAGCACAUAGAUAAAAAAGUGACGGCACAGAAAUGCACGCCGGUGAUGAAACAGAAGGUCAUCUACAACAACGACAACAGCUGUAAGAAGAAAAACACGUUUAUUCAGGCUGCUGAGAAGGAGGUUAAAUCCGUCUGUAAGGGUCAAGGCGUUUAUAAUGACCAAACUCAUUUCACAGAGAGCAAAAAAAAGUUCAGCGUUGUCGUUUGUAAACUCAAGAAACAGGGCAAGAAACCAAAAUGUGAAUACGGGGGGAAACUUUUCAGUAACAGGACCAUUGUUGUGACUUGCCAAGAAGGUUUACCUGUGCACUAUGAAAAAGAUCACGCUUAA
Molecule: messenger RNA, 465 nt
Organism: Fundulus heteroclitus (mummichog)
Lineage: Eukaryota; Metazoa; Chordata; Actinopteri; Cyprinodontiformes; Fundulidae
Product: ribonuclease-like 3
Exons: 1
Coding region: 1-465 (154 amino acids)
Molecular function (GO): nucleic acid binding
Source: RefSeq, a predicted model, not a curated record